Chionomys nivalis (European snow vole) is the source of this 1559-nucleotide messenger RNA. Its product is annotated as protein-lysine methyltransferase METTL21E. The record is from RefSeq and is a predicted model, not a curated record. Gene Ontology annotation, molecular function: protein-lysine N-methyltransferase activity. Gene Ontology annotation, cellular component: cytosol; cytoplasm. The transcript has 5 exons. Bases 180 to 824 code for a protein of 214 amino acids. Gene Ontology annotation, biological process: peptidyl-lysine methylation. NCBI's taxonomy places the organism in Eukaryota, Metazoa, Chordata, Mammalia, Rodentia, Cricetidae.
AGAAAACAUCAACAUAUCACUAUUCAUUAAUUUAGCAGCUGAUGGAGCCAGAAACUGAAAAAGAUGUUUUCAAACAACCAUAGACCUGCUUCUUUCUUUGGGACACGCCAGGUUUAACAGUUGACUUCUACGUAGAGAUCAGAGAAGGUGAAGAUGACAGGCAGGUGGUUGCAGAGAUCAUGGCAAGGAGUUUUAUUCCAACUCAGAUAACGACUGUUUCUUGGGAAGGCUUUCACUUCGCUGGUCAUGAGAUUCGGAUUACGGAAGCCAAAGAUUGUUACGGUGCUGUUGUCUGGCCCUCGGCCCUUGUUCUCUGCUAUUUCCUGGAAACACAUGCCAAGCAAUAUAACAUGGUUGAUAAAAAUGUGAUUGAAAUUGGAGCUGGGACAGGUCUUGUCUCCAUUGUGGCAAGUUUACUUGGCGCUCGAGUGACUGCUACAGACUUACCCGAAUUACUUGGAAACCUGCAAUAUAAUAUCUCCAGAAACACCAAAAUGAAAUGCAAGCAUUCGCCCCAGGUUAAGGAGCUGUCCUGGGGAGUGGCAUUAGACAGGGACUUCCCCAGGUCUGCCACUAACUUUGACUACAUCCUGGCAGCAGAUGUUGUCUACGCCCAUCCUUUCCUGGAGGAGCUUCUCCUGACCUUUGAUCAUCUCUGCAGAGAAAGCACCAUCAUCCUCUGGGCCAUGAGAUUCAGGCUGGAGAAGGAAAAUAGAUUUGUAGAUAGAUUUAAGGAACUGUUCGACCUCGAGGAACUCUCCAGUUUCCCUAGCCUGAAUAUUAAGUUGUACAAAGCUAUGAAGAAGAAUCGGAGGAGUGCAUAGUGCGUACGGUCUGUGAAUUAGGGCAUGGGUAUGCCAAGGUGGUUUCUAGUAGAUCCUUGCUUUAAAGAAAACACACACGCGCACACACACCACUAUAAGAAUACAAGUUAAGUCUAAACUUGCCUUAUUAUAGGCAAGGAAUUUUAUACACACACACACACACACACAGUAGGUGUAUCUAUAGGACUAAGACAAUUUGUUCCCAAGUCUAUCUCCUCAGUACUCUAAUUACAUGGUAACAAACUUUCAGUAAAAGUGUCCUCAUUGCAAAACAGCGAUUUUCAAUAAUGAUGUCUCUAACUGAAUGUGAUGACUUUAUUUCUUUUUGAAAUGUAUCUUAGAUUGGCCUUGAACUUGCAGCCUCCUGAGAGCUAGCAUUCCAGGUAUGUACCCCAUACCCAUCCAUGACGUUAAUCCUUUUAAAUAUAGGCGUAAAUGAUUAUAUUUUUAGACAUCAAGAAACUGACAUAGUGCGAUGUGCAUGUAAAUUUAAAAGAGCAGAUAUAUGAUAUAUAUAUAUAUAUGAUAUAUAUGAUAUAUGUAUGAUAAAAGAGCGGUCAGUGCUAGAUGUCUGUGCUUCCCACCAGUGCCAGUUUAGAGGGGGACUGUCAUGUCCCUUGGAUGUUUGGACCUCUAAUGUAACUAUUGAAUCAACCAAGCAUGUGUAACAUUUCCCUCUAACAGAUAAAAAAUAUGACUGGAAGAACAUAAGAAUGUCUGAGAUUAUUGUUUGUU